AUGGAGGAGGAGGAGGAUGAUAGAGUUUUCGAUUCCGUUCUCAUUGUCUUUGAGAAGAUUUCUGAGAAGGAACAAAGAGAGAGUGGACAUUUAUGCACCGGAAUGCUUCACUGCUUAGGAGUUCUCUUAAACUGUCAGCAGAGUAAUCCUUUUGCUCACAUUAGAGACAAAAAUGGCCUCAUUACAAAUCUUGUUUCAGGUCUUCAAUUACGAAGAUGCUACUACACUGGGCAACCCAUUAGGGAUGCUACUACAUAUCUGCCAUCUGAUCCCAUUGAUUUGCUUUUUCUACUUGGUCAAAGGAACACCCAUAAUUUGGAAUUAUCUUCUUGUCAAUCUGCCAUUUUGCUGAUCUUAUACAUCAGUUCUAUACAUGAUGAAAGACUUGCAGAUGAUAAGAUGGUUUUAGCCUCUCUGGAGCAAUAUAUUUUGGUCAACAGCAGUGAUCUCCAAAGUGGAGCCACUGAUUCGUUCACAGUGAUGAUGCUGUUGUUUCUUUACGGCCUUUAUAGGGGUCUUGCCGAGGUUAGCUACCAAAUCCCCUAUAGUCCAGAAGCUGAAAGAAUCCUGUUUCAGAUAGUAACUGAAAAUGAAUGGGAUUUGUCUUCUGCAAGAAUUCAUCCAAUGUCAUUGAAAUGGUUCUUUCAACAAGAGAAAUUGAGAAACUCAUUAUCUUAUCAGCUUCUGAAAUUUUGCAGAAGGAAUACAUCAAAUGGCUCUGAAAUCACUGCCCAUGGAAAGAAUAGUCAUAUAUUAAAUGUUAAUGCAAUUGCAGAGUUAAUAGUAGAAGAACAUAGUUAUGGCGCCACAAUUUUGGUGUGCUUAUUGACAGAGCUUGUUCAAACAGAAGGUCAAGAGCAAGAGAUAAUUUCUGUAGUCAAUCUCAUGGCAACAAUUGUCGACAUAUAUCCAACCAUUUCAGACCAGUUAUGCUUUCUUGGUAUUGGAAAUGCAGCUCGUACUCUUUAUUGUGAGUCCUCCUAUACACAGUCCCCACAGAUAUCCGCAGUUGUGUUGGUUCUUAUUUUUAAAAUUCUAUGCUCGGUGCAACAUGAUACUCUUUCUGAUGAUGAAAGUUGGCUUGCAGUGAUUGUGAAGUUGAUAAACAGUGUCACCACAAAAGCUGCAGACAUGUGGAAUCAUGAAUGUCUCUUGGUGAUUGGCAUACUUUGCUUGAUUUUGCACCAUUCUGCUAAUGCAGUGCUCACAGAAGCUUCAAAAACCAUCAUUUUCAGUAGUUCUCUAGUCUCUACAAUCAACAGUGCAGUUCAUGCAGCAUGUCUUAAGGGGCCAGCAUUGGUUGACCAUGAUGAAGGAACAAGCUCUGGAGAAAUUUUGAUAUUUGUGCUUCUUCUAAAUUACUUCACUUUAAGAAGUUUGCACAUUGUUGUACCAGGGAUUAUGGACUGGAAAGUUUUCUUAGAUCCCUCAGGUAGGAUGCAGUCAUUUUCCUUUAUUGGCAUCUACUGCCAUGACCUGUGCAGGCUAAUGCAUUUUGGAUCUCCUGUGGUCAAGCUUGCUGCUUCAUACUGCCUGUUGGAGUUGUUUACCAGAAUAUCUGAGCAGAGGAAUAGAACAGGGGGGGAGUUGCUAUGUGCCACGAAGUACCUAAGUUCUGUAAUGGCUGUAUUAGAAGGCUUAGUUUUCUACAGUGACCUCAGAGUGGCUAUGAAUUGUGGCCUGUGCCUGUCAAUGAUCAUGGGGUGGGAAUUGCCGGACAUGCAUGAGACAAGUAUGGAUGCAAAGAAUACUUGGAGUAGGAUGGUUGUGGAAGAGCUCGCAAUGUCUUUAGCUGUCCCGUGCCUGGCAUCAAAAUCUUUCAUUAAUCUUCACAAGCCUGCAAUUCAUGUUGCAGUUGCUCUGUUAAAACUGCAGAAGAUUCCUAAGUGGAUGAGAUCCGUAUUUGAUGAUACUUGCAUAUCUAGCAUAAUUCAAAACCUUGCGGCUAAUAAUUUGAGCACAGAAAUUGUCCUAUUAUUUCGAGCUCUAUUGAACUCAGAUUUCUUAAAGAUGGAACAAAUUACUAGCUUAAUUCAGUUGCUCCAGGUGUGCAGAAAACAAAAGUACACUGACAACACCAAGGAUGAUGGUGCGCAAGAGCAUAGAGUGGUGAUCAGCAACCUGGAUGAUUUGGGACAAGUUAGUGAGUAUCUCAUUCGUUUGAUGUCAUCAGAGUCAUCUUUAGAUAAGGAUUCUGGAGGAUCACAUCUUGGGAAUAAGAGAUUGUUAGAAGAAAUAGAGCUUUUCUUUAGAACUUUAACGGUACAGGAUGGAAUCUAAGAUCAUUGUAUUAAUUCAGCUUCCUUUGGUUGUAUCUAUACUUAUUGGGAUCAGUUGUGGUGCAGAGUGAGGCACUAGCAAGUAUGCAUCCUUUGUGAAUAUCUAAUGCACAAAAAGCUUAGAACUGAAAAUAUAUAUAAGGGGUCCCUGAGUCUGCUCCAUAAUAAGUAUCAAUGUGUAUUUGAACAAAAUAUGCAUAUUUGGCAAUGAAAUAGACCAAUAGCUCCUCA
Rosa rugosa (rugosa rose) is the source of this 2510-nucleotide messenger RNA. Its product is annotated as protein PUTATIVE RECOMBINATION INITIATION DEFECT 1-like. The coding region runs from base 1 to 2280 and encodes 759 amino acids. The transcript is spliced from 8 exons. The record is from RefSeq and is a predicted model, not a curated record. Gene Ontology annotation, biological process: meiotic DNA double-strand break formation. NCBI's taxonomy places the organism in Eukaryota, Viridiplantae, Streptophyta, Magnoliopsida, Rosales, Rosaceae.